AUGGACCACCUCGUGCUGUUAGUGUCGAGAGGCCGUCACGAUGGGGCGGACGGCGCCAAGGGGAGAAACACGACGUGUGAAAUACCGGCUCCGUAUACCCCGAGUCCCACGACCCCAGUCGCCGGGCGGUACGACUUCUACCACCUCAAUGUGAUCGUGUCAGGGGCGUGCGCCGCCUUCUCGACGGUCGUGAUCCUGCUGCUCAUGUGGCAGCACGCGACGCACAUGAGCAAGCCGAAGGAACAGAUGCACAUCCUCCGCAUCGCCUGGUUCAUCCCCGUGUACGCGAUCGGGAUCUGGAUCAUGAUCCUCGAGCCGCGCGUCUACGUGUACCUGCUCUCCUUCAUCGUCAUCUACGAGGCCUACGCGCUGGCCUACUUCUACCUGCUCCUCUGCGAGAUCCUAGCCGAGCCCGCCGACGCCGCCUUGGGGGAGCGCGCCGUCCUCCUCUCCCCGCUGAUCGCGCACGCGCGUCGCAAGGGGGUCUCUGUCACCAACGCCAACGGUUUCUUCUCGCCGCACUGGCGCUUCCGAAGGCAUUUUGUGGAAGCGUUCCAGUGCCCGCCGCUGAUGGUGCUGCUCAUGGUCGCGGGCGUCACGACGCAGGCGACGGGGACGUACUGCCUCACGGCUCACGACGCCGUGCAUGCGCAUCUGUACCUCGUGGUUGUGCAGAUCGUGAGCAUGGUUGCGGCGAUUAUUGGGGUCGUGCAUACUUAUGUGCCGCUGAGGCGGGAGCUCAAGGAGCAUCGGGCGUUGAGCAAGCUGUGGGCGUUCAAGCUGCUUAUCUUCUUGCAGGUCGCGCAGGGGCUCGCCUUCUCGAUCCUCGACGGCAUCAGUCCGCCCUCGAUCGAAAACUCGGACGUCUUCAGCCCGAUCGACAUUAUUGUCGGCAUACCGCUGCUCAUCGUGUCGUGCGAGCUGGUCUUCUUCGCGAUAUUCUUCCACUACGCCUACAGCGUCGCGCCAUACCAGCUGUCGGACGAGCAGCUGCGCUCUGGUCAGCGGUAUGCCAUGCACUGCUGGCGGGUUUGGUGGGACAUUCUCAAGAUCCACGACCUUAUCGCCGCGACGAAGUUCAUGUUCCGCCUGGGCGAGGAGAUCCGCCUUCUGGAGCGCGACAUGCAGAUGCAGGAGAGGCAGAGCUGGAGCCCUGCGAAGGCGAAGGAGGAGAGCGGACAUGAAGUCGGUGUCGUUGUUGGCUGGGUUGAGGCGGUGCGGUGA
This is a messenger RNA of Anthostomella pinea, 1224 nucleotides long. The record is from the annotation of a GenBank genome assembly. NCBI's taxonomy places the organism in Eukaryota, Fungi, Ascomycota, Sordariomycetes, Xylariales, Xylariaceae.